Molecule: messenger RNA, 309 nt
Organism: Prorocentrum cordatum
Lineage: Eukaryota; Dinophyceae; Prorocentrales; Prorocentraceae
Source: the annotation of a GenBank genome assembly
GAACCCGCACGUGCCACGGAGGACGAGGCGGCGGCAUUGGAAGCGCAGUUGCUCCAGUUUGCGCAGGCCCAGGCGGCGAACGCGGGCGGUGCGCGCACGCCUUGCCACAGAGCCAUGGGUUCGCAGCCAUGCGCGCCCGCGCAGACGGUGAACGCCCAGUGGUUUGCACAGUGGCAAGCGGCCCAGCUGGCCGCCCAGCAGGCAGCUGGCACUACUGGGCCCCUGGCGGUAGAGGCGCCGCAGUCCUACGAGCAGAAGUGUGCGGCCGUCAACCGACAGCUGUUCUUGCUCGGGAUGGGAGUGGGCCAG